UGUGGUUGGUGACAAGAGAAAGGAAAAUGUCACAUCUACUACAUCUCCAGUCUUCACUUUCCAACCAGCAACUCUCGGGAAUCUUGCCGUUCCUCUGCCUGAUCUUCAAGAUGUGUCAGCUAAUGUACGUAAUGACAUCCAAUCAUAUCGUUAUUCCAUUCUGAUGUGGAAUGAAAAGAAUCAGUCAUUGCUGCCAACAGGUCUACAAGGCACUGGUUUACUGGCUAUGCAGUUUCCAGUUUUGUUAGAGAAUGUGACAUUUGGUUACUAUGUUGCUGUCAUUGAUGGUCUGAGAAACAACAGCACCAGUGACCAUGGUACUAGUGGCAAUGAUAAGUUAUCACCUUCAUACUCAUCAUCAAUGGUAGUAGCAAGCAGUGCUGUGAACUUAGACUUUAACUACACUGGCACCACACCAAGUAUCCCUGGAGUUACUGGUGUGUGGCGUAGCUAUGAAUCAACUGGUGAUAACACUAUCGACAUCUUAAAACCACCAUCACCACCAGCACCAUUAAUGGAUUCGUAUGAUGAAGUUGUGUUUGUCUUCAAGAAUCCAGUAUUGAAUCGUACAGUUGUGGUAGUGAAGAGUACAAAUGAUUCAAGAGUGCAAGUACCUGUUGAAGAGUUAGGUGGUAGUCCAAUUCAGUAUAACUUCACAUAUACUUACUCAACAGCUGCUGUGGCUGGUGACAAGAGAAAGGAAAAUGUCACAUCUACUACAUCUCCCAUCUUCACUUUCCAACCAGCAACACAUGGGAUACUGAACCUCCCUCUCCCUGACAUGGAACAGCUAGACCGGUCGUCGGUCCGGAAAUCUGUGCAGACAUUCAAGUACUCCUUGACGAGGUGGAACGGCACGUAUUUGGACAAGACAGGCCAUAGUGGCCAGGGUUUGCGACACGAUGACUUCCCAGUCCAGUUCACAAACACCCAAUUUGGCUAUUAUGUCGCAAGUGUAGAGGGCGUGUCAUCGGAGAAUGCCACGGUUAUCCGUGCUACCUUUGGCCUGGACUUCAACUAUACGGACGUUGAGAUCCCUGCGAUUCCUGGCACAUGUGCCGGCGAUAGCCUUCCUGAGUGGUUGGUGAUCGGAAAUGACGCAUCUACUGGCCAGUUCUCCUUGCCUAACCCCACCUGUACUGUGCCUGCAGGAACUAAGGAUAGUAACACUAGCGUUGGCAAUGGUUACAGUGGUGCAGGUAACACGCGUCCCUAUGACAGCAUUCGCAUUAGAUUUACCGACCCAGACACCAACAGGAGUGUGACAGUGGUCGUGCCGAUCUCCAACCGCUCCGUUCCGAUUCCGGCAGAGUUUGUGCCGGGACGGGUAAGCAUAGACUUCCAGUAUGUCAACUCCUCGUCCGCUGGCAACGUGACAAGCCCCUGGUCACCUCACUAUGUCAUAACCACUACAAACUCAGUGACAGUCACACCGCAUACAUCACCUGCAACAUCUAGCACUGCUGGUGGCGAGGAGGAGGGUAAUCCUGCUUCUGCUACUGACAACAGCUCCAGGGUCGUGCUCACUAGCAUUGGCGCCGUGGCGGUCCUGCUGCUAGCCGUGGCUGCCCUGGUCGUCAAGCAGCGCAUGAAUAAGAGGGCCGAAGAAAAACGUGCCAUCAACCUUAUGACGCGCAAAACUGGAAACGACAAGACAGACCGGGAAAAUGAGUACUUUGAUGACGGCAUGCGACACGAAAUGAACGACCUGUUUGGUAGCCCCGACCCCAACUCAAUGGCAGACACUGACCCGGACGCUACUGAUGAGCGUAGAACUGCAAUCGAUGACAGAGAGAGCUCGUCAGUGAGCAGUCAGUCUCCUGAAAACCGUACCGGUCACAAAUUGGCAAGAUACGCAGCCAACUGCUACGAGAACGCCAGGCCUCGCCUCACUCAGCGGACUGCAAGCUGCUCAUCCGAGCUGGAUCUGGGCGAUGUGGAGGCCGACCCAACUGCUGAUGCACGCGAUGGAAAUGGACUGGCCUCCAAGCCCACCGGCGCCAGCAGCCAAGGAAACAAGGGUAAGCCUCGCAAGAAGGACCAGAAUACACUGCGCAAGGCAGCUGCCUUCCUCAACAUGAUGCGAUCCGGCAGCAACAACAACACAAGCACCACUGAGGAUGCCAUUGAUGAUGACCGAGAUGUAGCUAGUACCCUGGACAAUGAGGGGGAGGGGCAGUUUAGUCUGGGCAUGGAUGGAAUGCGUUCGGACACAUUCUCUACUAUGGAGGAAUAUGACCCGGUGUCAGGUUUUGAAGCAGAAGAGUACUCGGACUAUGGCGAUGUCCUUGAUAUGCUCCACGGUGCCGACCCCAGAGAGUCCAGCACGGACAUUGCGGACUACGACCUCUUCCAGCGUCCACACACUGGUGGCUCCGUGAGUCCUCAGCCAUCUCUCACUGACAGCAACACAUACAGCACGGCGUCUGGUUGUGAUCAUCUCGCCGCACUCUAUGAUGAACUGUCACAAACCUGGAUCUGCCAGGACUGCUUUGCCGAUCCGGACACGCGGAAGGAGAUCAAUGAGGGUGCCUAUGCCUGUGUGCACAAGAAGCGUAUUCCCAACCCACACUACACCAAUGCGGGAGACGAUCGUGGACUAGACGCCGACUCCGUGCCUGCAUUCGGCAGUGACGGCAAAGAGUAUGUGUACACGAGCGUGAAGAACAACUAUUUAGACUUCCAGGCGCCAAAGUCCUCACAAGGCCCGGAUUGGCCGUCCAAUCCAAGGAACGAGUGUCACUCCAACCCGCCUGCUCACAGCCGCCUCACCUUGCUACCAGGCGCUCAUCAGCCAGCUCCUGGUACCCAGGUAGAGGAUUUCAUGAGCCACGGUGCAGACUUUGUCGGUAUGAGCGACAACGAGAAACCCUACAGUGACCCGUACGAUCAUACAGUGUCUGCACCCGAUCCAGACUCUCCCUACUCGAAUGCCAACCCACUAGCCAGUAGACUACGUAAAAAGCGUAACGAAGAUCUGCCAGGUGACAGUACUCUUAUCCAGUCUCCUGACGAGUACGUUCAGUUUGCUCCAGGGCCGAAUGGUGCUCUGCAACCCGUCAUGCCCUCCACCCCCACCGCCGCCGCAGCAGCAGCAGCAGCAGCAACAGCUGAGCAGCAACAGCGGAAAACUGGGGCACGGAAUCCGAAAAGAUCCGUAUUGCCAGGACGACCGCUGUCCGCCCUGGAGAACGAUGCCGACUCUGCUCCCGCCACGCACGGAACGAGCUCCACUUAUUCGAAUCGCUAUGUGCACAUACGCACGCCCACUCACUCGAUCACUGCCGCUGCUGCCUCAUCCACUGCUCAAACAGGCACUGACGGGCAGCACGACAAACAAAGCAGGACAAGCGAUGGCAACACCAGCUCGAGCGUACAACCUAGCUCAAUCCUGGAAGCACCACCGAUCUGUGGAAUAGAUCCCAAGCCAACAGCAGUGGCUAACAAUACCGAUGCCAACACCAACAACAACAGCAGCAGCAAAAACAACAGAAGCAGCAACAUGCCAACAAAGCAGACCACUACUGGCAAUGAGGAUAAAAACAAUACCAGCAACGAGCCACUCGUGUGGAAUCCUCCAACUUCAGAGCCUACUGAUCUGGAUGCUGACAACACGGCAGUCGAUCAACAACAGCCGCAACGGCAAAGCUUUGACAGAACUCAAGCGGCGCAUUACCAGAACGAUCGGCAAAAUAAUGGCCGUCCCAGCGUUACUUACGAAGAGGCUGGCCUCUGGCACGAGCUAGGAGAAAACGGUCACAUCACCAGGGACGAUGGAGGUCUACCAGAGGCAAAUGGCGAGACACUCCAGGUACUUGAUGAAGUCCUGGCUGACCUGACGGAGGAACGUUGGCAAGGAGGGUCCGCAACUGGUAAAGAUAUCUCGCGAGAUUCCAGGUCAAAGCGUUCAAUCCUUGGCAAACGAAAAGGUAAGGGCCCCAAGCAGCCCGCACAGAAGGACCUUCGUGAAUGGCAAGCUGACUAUGACGAGGGAGGUGAUGACUACAUUCUGUUCCCAAACACGGAUGCACCUACGGUGGAGGACCGGUCCAAGCUCCAGCAGUUCAAGCGUGUGAUCUCUUCGCGCAAGAACGGAGGCGGGGUAGGCAGUCAUAAGGUGGCGCCAGUCUCACACAGUGCCAUGGCGGGUAGUGACAGUGACAGUAGCGAGUGCAAUGCCAUGGGUCCCGACGGUGGCCUAGGCCGGGCCGACCACGCUAUGUUUACGUUCAAUGACACCGUUAAUGACGUUGACCUGCAUGGCCACAUGGCGGAGGAGGCAGACGCUGGAAGCCACUUCACCAACAAGAGAAUCGCUCAUCUGAGGAAGUCGGAGCGUAAGCAGGUGCGACGAGUAAAGUCAAUCAAUGACAUAUCUAGCAAGCCCAGCAUUGCUACGGCUGGUUCAGUAGACAGCAUUGUUGACGACAUUCUGGUAGAGCGUUACGAUGUAUUCAGUGAGGAUCGUCUCCGCCAGCCGGGAUCCAAUGCUGAUAAUGAGAACGAAGAGGAGGGUGAUUAUGAGAUGUUCCCGGCAGAUAUGUUGAAACGCUUCAUGCCCAAUGCGCAGGAGGCUGAGAUUCGCAAAUCGGAGUCAGCCGCCGAUGUCUUCGGCCGUGGAAUACUGGGGAAGCGUGCCAGCAGCGAAGACAACGGCUUUGAGUAUGGUAUGCCGAACAAUGGCGUACCGUCCUUCAUUCCAGCCAGCAGUGGUGACGCGGCCGACGCGUACGAUGACACUCUAGCCUUCCCAAUUGCUGCUGGUGCCUCUCUUCCUGGGAAUGCACGGUUGGCGGAAUACGAGAGUGCUGCGAAUAUCGCCGCUCCUUCCGCGGAGAAGAAGGCCAGGAGCGAUCGUUUCUGGCCUGCGGGCUACGACGACGUGGUUGCAGCCCAGCCCAAGGACAAGACGGGCAAGAAAGGACAGAAGGAGCAACGUGAGUCCAUCGACAUGAUGGACGAAGACUUGGAGGAUGAUGACGACCUGCAUUGUAUUAUUCCCACGGCAGCCGCAAGAUCCGUCUUCAUCAGCGCCGCGCAGAAGACGGAGCCGGGAAUAACGGCGGCUGAAGCCAUCGAGCGCGAAAACCCGUACGCCCUGACCACGAACCUUGAGAAGACUGAGAACACGUCACUGAUCAAGCAGGCCGAGUAUCGCAUUGUCAGCAAGAUGAGUCUGCGUAAGAAGAAGGGCAAGAAGGCGGAUGUGUAAGCACUGUGCCACACAACACUGACACCCGGACACUGGUCAGAGUGUGCGGUGGCAGGAGUAUGGGAAUCAAGCCAGCCACUGCCCUCAGACCAAUCCGUGCAGUAUAGGUAAAUAUAGGAUAGCGCUGAAAGCAGGAAUUGAUGCUUACCAUAAUGCCAGCACUGUGACCUUUUAAUUAAAUAAAUUCAACACCCGCCUUUUAUGCGGAGGCUCGUCUGUUUGCCAGCCAAGGCCGGAGAUUGGGAAGACACCAGAGCAGCUGCUUUCCACGCUGCUUGCCAUGAGUAUAAUGUAAUUUGUUUAAUUUAAAAUGCGCUGCCUUCGCCUGCCAUCCACUAGCCACAAGUAAAGGGCUUCACUGCGUCUUUAUAAUACCGCUCAUGCUGUAACCAUAAUUAGACUAUAGUGCGGAAUAGUCAAUUUCUCACCACGUCUGGAAAGAAAUUUUAAAAGAAAGUUUUAUAUUAUCAUUUCCAUGGAAAUUGCUCUGUUGCUCCCACACGUAUUGUAGCAUAAUUAUCAAAAACCAGUGGAAUCGUGAGUGGUUCGGAUGAUCUCCUCUCUUUCUCACUCCUGUGCGCGGCCCUUGGAAGGUCAGGGUCAUCAACAUUCUGGUUUACAGUGCUAUUGUCUGAUGCCACCAUUCUUGUCCAUUACCUGUUUGAGCCGGUCAGCAUGAGGCUAUGCAGACUUCUCUAUUCUCAGUAGACACCUCUUUUCUGGUCUGGUUGAUUGUUAUGUUUUGCAUUUCUGGGUCUGCUGCUGCUGCUGCUACCACUGUACACAAUCAUGUACUCUUGG
Sycon ciliatum is the source of this 6013-nucleotide messenger RNA. RefSeq lists its product as uncharacterized. The record is from RefSeq and is a predicted model, not a curated record. NCBI's taxonomy places the organism in Eukaryota, Metazoa, Porifera, Calcarea, Leucosolenida, Sycettidae. The transcript is spliced from 5 exons. Bases 164 to 5212 code for a protein of 1682 amino acids.